Molecule: messenger RNA, 405 nt
Organism: Blastomyces dermatitidis ER-3
Lineage: Eukaryota; Fungi; Ascomycota; Eurotiomycetes; Onygenales; Ajellomycetaceae
Exons: 2
Coding region: 1-405 (134 amino acids)
Source: RefSeq, a predicted model, not a curated record
AUGAAAAGCAUUAAUAUUGCUCUGAAAGCUCUGAAUAUCACAAUCAGUGCUGCUGAAAAGAUAAAAAUUGAGAUUGAAAAGACAAAGCUGAAUAUUGAAAAGACAAAGCUUGAGCUUAAAAAGAAGAAAGUCAUCAUUGAGAAGAUUAAAUUGAAAAUUGAGAGAAGCAGGCUUACAGUGCAGUAUGAGAUUUUAAUAACAUGCAAUGAGAAAUCUGAUAACAGUUACAAUUCUCUUUCUAUCUUCACUGCUGAUGCUGAUGCUAAUACUGAUGCUAAUACUGAUAUCUCUGCUACUGCUGCUGAUCUUGCUCUCUCUCCCUUCUCUGAUGUUUCAACUUUAGUUGAUUCUCUGACUCUGAGCAGCUCUGAAACUCUUGACAUUCUCAGAGAAAAAGUAAGUUAG